AUGCUUCAACCCCGAAUGGCCCUUUGGGGCCUUCGGCUUCCCUUCAGGUGUUUACCGGCCACACCAGUUCGUCAAUUUGCAACAGGGAUCAAUGGAAUCGAAACAUCCUCCGAAAAGCUUUCUGCCCCGCUGUCUGACUUCAGUGCUUCCUUCGCCCCUCCGCCGACCCGAGAUGAAUCGGGGGUAAAACUCCGCACAUAUACUCCUCGCACCCCCGGUGUCCGACACUUGCGGCGGCCCAUCAACGACCACUUGUGGAAAGGCCGUCCGGUCCAUCGAUUGACAUUUCCUAAACGUGGUCAUGCUAAGGGUGGCCGUAACAAUAGCGGUCGAGUCACAGUUCGCCAUCACGGUGGUGGUCACAAGCGUCGGAUACGGACGGUGGACUUUCUGCGGGCUGCUCCCGGACCUCAUCUGGUGGAGCGCAUUGAGUAUGACCCCGGUCGCAGCGCGCACAUCGCGCUGGUCCGUAGCAAAGAGACCACCAAUCUGAGCUAUAUUCUGGCCGCGGAUGGCAUGCGCGCUGGCGAUGUGGUGCAGAGUUAUAUGUCGGGUAUCCCGGAGGACCUGUGGAAGAGCAUGGGUGGUACCGUCGAUCCCGGUGUGUUGGCGGCCAGGACUGCCUGGAGAGGCAACUGCUUGCCGCUACAUAUGAUUCCCGUCGGAACUCCAAUCUUCAACGUUGGUCUCCGUGCCGGAAAGGGUGCCCAGCUCUGCCGUAGCGCCGGAACAUAUGCCACGGUAGUUGCCAAGGGUAGCGACUCUCGGCAGCAGGAACUCGAGACCGAUCAACCUGAAGAGGAAAAGAAGCCUCUGUCGUUUCUUGAGCGUCGAAAGCAGGAGCAUCUCGCUCAGCAUAUCACUGUGCGCCUGUCCAGUGGUGAGACUCGUCUCCUCCACAAGGAUUGUUGUGCCACUGUGGGCGUUGCCAGCAACCCCAACUAUCAUUACACUCAACUGGGCAAGGCCGGUCGCUCGCGUUGGCUCAAUAUUCGUCCCACAGUUCGUGGGUUAGCUAUGAACGCGAUGGACCACCCACACGGUGGUGGUCGUGGCAAGUCCAAGGGUAACGUUGACCCGAAGAGCCCUUGGGGUAUUCCGACCAAAUCCGGCUACAAGACCCGACCCAAGUGGAAGAUCAACAAGGCCGUUGUGCACCCAAGACCUCGUAACCAAGGCAAACGCCGUCGUGGUUACAACUAA
Penicillium macrosclerotiorum is the source of this 1203-nucleotide messenger RNA. RefSeq names its product mitochondrial 54S ribosomal protein uL2m. The record is from RefSeq and is a predicted model, not a curated record. Gene Ontology annotation, cellular component: ribosome. Gene Ontology annotation, molecular function: structural constituent of ribosome; RNA binding. Bases 1 to 1203 code for a protein of 400 amino acids. Gene Ontology annotation, biological process: cytoplasmic translation. The transcript is spliced from 2 exons. Lineage: Eukaryota; Fungi; Ascomycota; Eurotiomycetes; Eurotiales; Aspergillaceae.